Messenger RNA from Corticium candelabrum, 1879 nucleotides. RefSeq lists its product as uncharacterized. NCBI's taxonomy places the organism in Eukaryota, Metazoa, Porifera, Homoscleromorpha, Homosclerophorida, Plakinidae. Bases 1 to 1728 code for a protein of 575 amino acids. The record is from RefSeq and is a predicted model, not a curated record. The transcript is spliced from 10 exons. Gene Ontology annotation, molecular function: protein binding.
AUGGGGAGCCCGCAGAAAGCAGAUCACACCUUGAUCCCAGAUCUUGAGUAUGCAGGUGUGCUCAGUACUGUUAUCACUGAACCUCCUAAAGAAGAAAAAGAUAUUGAGAAGGUAAAGAACCGCCUGUCUCUUUUUAAACGAUGGAGGCCAAGGAAGAAAGGUGAAAAGAAGAAAGACUGCAGUAGAUCCUCUAUUGACCAGGAAAACUCUGCAACAUGUGAUCAGUCAAUAGAAAACAAAGGGUCUGUAAUUUCUCGACCACCAAUGCCACUACCAACAAACACAAACACAGAUGCUUUUGAAGAAGAUGAUAUCGAAUAUAGCCAGUCACAGAGUAGUGAAGAGUCUGAAGACAACAACCUCUAUCUUGAUAUGUCGAAUGAGGAAGAUUUUAACCUGAUUCCACUGCCACGUACACUUCAUCCAGUGAUUGGUAAAGCACUUGUAACGACAUCAUACACACAUGGUGACUGUGAUCCUUCAGACUCACUAUCUGUGAACGCUGGUGAACUUCUUGAUGUCAUUGAAAUUUCUGGAGCAUGGGCACGUGUCUCAUCAAAGGGUAGUGAAGGACGAGUUAUGCUGUCCUGUCUCAGUUUGCAGCUAGGUGAUAAAGAUGUUGAGGAUCCAGAUUAUGAGCAAGUUGAGUUCAGUGAAGUGAAGACUGAUGCUAAUGUGACUGAUUUUCAACCUUGUGAUCAACGACUGAGUUCUGGGUCAGGAAAUGCAUAUGUGGCUCUUUAUGACUGGGUUCCACAAGAAUCAAAUCAGCUUUGUUUCUAUGUUGGUGACAACCUACACAUAGUUGAAGAGAGUGAUGAUGGUUGGUGGCUGGGUUACAUCAAGGGAAUGCCUGAUGUGCAAGGUUUGGUGCCAUCUAAUUACAUAACCAAACAGAUUGAUGUCUUUGAAGCUCAGUCACCUGACAGUUUUGUAAGUGCUCGAUUCUCAUCUAAUUUGGUCAACUCUACCGAAAUCAGUGACACCAACAACAUUAGAAGUCUGCAAUCUGAGUGUACAUCAUCUGGUGAUUCAAACACACCAAUUUCAAUAAUGCACUCUAAGGUCCCCCCACCGGCUACAAAAGACAACUUUGAAGAGUCACUGAAACCUCCACUGCCUCCAAAAACCAUAGGGCAGUCCAAUUCUUUUGGCCACAAUCCUCUGCCAAGAGAACGAACAAAUAGUGUGAUAGGAAACGUUGCUGAACUGCAAAAGAGGUUUAAAGAAGGUUCUUAUUCAGAACAAAGUACUACAAGUGGAAUGGCUGUGGCAAGCCGUUCACUGCGUGAUCAAAAGUGUAGGUCUCUUCCGUCAAGCCCUACACCUAAAAGAAGGCAAACAAUCCUUACAAGCAACACUGCUUCCAUAAAUAGAAAAACAGAUGAUGUGCAACCUUCCAACUGGCUUACCACAAAUCGACUCAUUGAUAGUCCUCUCUUUCAACGACAAGCUGCAGCUACAGAUGCACAGAACAAGAAAGAAAACAAAGACUGUAGACCAAACCAUGCACAAAAUUGCCCUUCUCCGUAUGGUAGUUUCAAACAGGACAGUGAAUCAAAGAGGCGAGCUCUUUUUGACUACACUGCAUCUGAAGAGAAUGAGUUGUCAUUCAAGAAGGGUGAUAUCAUCACUGUUGACAUCAGAAAGUCAAGUGACGAGUGGCUGUUUGCAAGCCUUCAAGGCAGACAUGGCUAUGCUCCAGCCAACUAUGUACAACGUAUCUAACCAAUUUGCCAAACUCUUGCAAAACUUGGUUUCAAUUGCAUUUGACGUACAUAAUUAACACAUCUUUACUAGAAAUGAUCGAUGGCUUGGUGCAUGGGAUCGAGAUGACAGCAUUGACAAAAGUUUUUAUUCUAUUAAUCAUAGAUUUGGA